GGCCAAUCAAGAAUAACAAGAAGAUAACCGAACAGGUGCUACUGCGCCAUCGCACAGCAACACUCUGUGUGCUGAGCUGUUCUCGCGGGAUCUCCGGUAAAGGAGGCUCUGUGUCUAUCGGUAUCUCCCUGCUCCGGGCUGCUUGCGUGCCUCUGUCUCUCUCCCUGUCAGUCGUCUUGCCCAUAGCGGCUCGCAUCGAAACCUCCACCGACAGGCUUGCUGCACUGCGGACUUCGGCGCUCCCUUCUGCACAGGGACACCAGGGUGCUGUCAUCCUUGGUUUGGGGGCGGCUCUGUUGCCUCAGUUGAUCGGUGCUGCGGUUUAGGCAGCUGUUACCCUCUUCUUAUCCUUGUCCACCCCUCUCUAUUCCCCAUCGGUAUAUCUUCCCCGACCCGGUCCUGCUGUUCCCCGAAUUGAAGAAGGAUGAGUCUGCUGCUUGCUACGUUCCUGCUCCUGGGUCUCCUGCUGAAUGUUUCCGCGCAAAACGCUGGGUUUGUGAAGUCGCCCUUGUCUGAGACUAAGCUCACGGGGGACACCUUUGAGCUGUACUGCGACGUGAUUGGGAACCCCACGCCGGAGAUCCAGUGGUGGUACGCAGAAAUCAACCGCGCAGACUCCUUCAAGCAGCUGUGGGACGGGGCCCGCAAGCGGCGGGUCUGGAUCAACACGGCGUACGGUGCCAACGGGGUGAGCGUGCUGCGAAUGAGCCGACUCGCCCUGGAGGACUCGGGCACCUACGAAUGCCGAGCGAGCAACGACCCCCGACGCAACGACCUGCGGCAGAACCCAGCCAUCACCUGGAUCCGAGCGCAGGCCACCGUUACCGUCCUGCAGAAGCCCCGGAUCAACGCCUCUGACGAUGUGGUCCUGCCCUCCGAUUCAUACAGCCCUCCCAUCACCCUGCAGUGCAACCUGACCAACGCACACUCUGCGCACAGCCAGAGCUACUGGAUGAAGAACGGAGUGGAGAUCGAAGGAACCAGGGCAGAUGACAAGAACACAGAGUACAGCAUUAAAAAGCCAAGAGCAGACGAUUCAGGAGAGUACCUGUGUGUGUAUACCUUUGAAGACGCUCCACCGGCCAACGCUACCAUUGAAAUAAAAGCCUCUCCAGACAUCAUCGGGCACAAGCGCAGUGAGAACCGUAAUGAGGGGCAGACAGCCGUGAUGUACUGCAAGUCUGUGGGAUACCCUCACCCUGUCUGGGUGUGGCACAAGAAAAUAGAUGGCUACUUUACGGACAUCAACAACUCAACGGGCCGCUACUUCAUCAUGAACAAGGACAACUACACAGAGCUCUCCAUCGUCGGCCUGAAGAUCAGCGAGGAUCCUGGGGAGUACUGCUGCAAUGCCAGCAACGUCAUCGGCAACAAGUCCAUCACCACCAUCCUUCGGGUGCGCAGCCACCUGGCACCGCUCUGGCCCUUCCUGGGCGUGCUGGCGGAGAUCUUCCUGCUGGUGGUCAUCAUCGUGGUGUAUGAGAAACGCAAGCGGCCCGACGAGGUGCCCGACGACGAUGAACCAGCUGGACCAAUGAAAACCAAUUCCACCAACAACCACAAGGAUAAGAACCUGCGCCAGAGGAACACUAACUGAGCUCAUCAGACCUGAUUACGUUAUCUGACCACCAGAGGGUAUCUGAGGCUGCAGCUUCUGUGAUUUUUACAUUGAAGACACAACUUUCACUAUAUGAGUAAAACAAAGUGGAACAAAACGGCUGUCUGAAGCAUGUCUUAUUCAGUAUUAAAUGAAGUUGCAGGAACAUAUGAUAACAAAAUCCUUUCUAAAGAUAUACAUAAUUGUAUGCUGUGUGUGCUGUUGAUGUUUCUUUUUAUUUGACAAAAAUAACUUUGAUUGGUAUUUAUCAAGUAUAGUCUAAUACUGCAUGCAAUAUUAACAAUUUCUUGUUCUAAUAUUCAAACUGACAACAGUUUUUAUUUUUAUUCGACUUUGCAUCCAAAAGGAGUAUAUGUUUGUAUCUGAUUACUGAUACUAAUUUAACCAACUGAAAUCUGCUAACGUAAUUCAUACAGGAUACACACUUCAUUCGUUUUAAUAGCAUCUACAGCAGCUCAAUGCACUGUGCUAAUUAGACUUGCAUUAUUACGAACAAAAUAGUUUUAAAUGUAAUUAUUAUAUGUAAGGGCUUGACCUAAGAUUAAGUCUGUCUAUAUAAAAAAAACGAAUUAGAAUGUUUUCAAUUACUGAAAAAGCAAUUUAGCAGUGAAUUUCUUUGUAAAUAUAUAUUAUGCUUUUUUCAUAGCAAAUUUAAGAUGAAUGUGUUGUCUUGUAUACAGAACUAUUAUUGUCUGGUUACUAAUUUUAUAAUGCAUUCCUUUAAUUUAUUUGACCUUGUUACAUUUCAUGUAUAGCAUGACUAUAUCCUAUGCAAUAUUUACUGUUCUUCAUAUAACCGUCACCAUUUCUUGCUCUAAAUGAAAACUUUAAUGUGAUCACUCCUUUUACAAAGCUAAUAUUAUCUAAUGCACUGCUGUAGAUGCAUGAACUUUCUAUAGUAACUCCUGUGUAAAAGUGUUGCAGUGCAAUUGGACCUUAAAAGGGGAGGGAGGGGAAUUCAGGCAGCUGUAUGAAAUGUGGAUCCAAUCAUUAAAAAAAUAAAGUCCUCUAAACAA
This is a messenger RNA of Acipenser ruthenus (sterlet), 2634 nucleotides long. Its product is annotated as neuroplastin-like. Gene Ontology annotation, molecular function: cell-cell adhesion mediator activity. NCBI's taxonomy places the organism in Eukaryota, Metazoa, Chordata, Actinopteri, Acipenseriformes, Acipenseridae. The transcript has 9 exons. Gene Ontology annotation, biological process: dendrite self-avoidance; homophilic cell-cell adhesion; axon guidance. Gene Ontology annotation, cellular component: axon; plasma membrane. The coding region runs from base 425 to 1597 and encodes 390 amino acids. The record is from RefSeq and is a predicted model, not a curated record.